Trypanosoma grayi is the source of this 1992-nucleotide messenger RNA. RefSeq names its product putative trichohyalin-like. The record is from RefSeq and is a predicted model, not a curated record. Lineage: Eukaryota; Euglenozoa; Kinetoplastea; Trypanosomatida; Trypanosomatidae. The coding region runs from base 1 to 1992 and encodes 663 amino acids. The transcript has a single exon.
AUGUUCAUGAAGCCGCGUGAUUUGUGGGCGCUCAUGGUUGACAUCGUUUCUCGGUGUUUGCAGGACACGGUUUUCGAGUCCUCUGACCAGAUGGUGGAUGAUGUUUUAGAGAACUGCACCUCAAUUGAUGAGGAGAGUGCCGCGCUUCUGCGUGAGACAGUCUCGGGUACCCUCCACUUCGAAAAGGUUUGUGAGGGAAUGCUUAAUGGCUACUGUGACUGCUUGCGACGCAAUAAGUCUGACAAAGUCUCGAUGUACCUCGUGGCGUACCUAAUGGUUUUCCAGUACACAGCUCUGGGUGGGCACCGUAUACGAGAGUUUCUCUAUAGGUGUACAUCGACGCCGCGCCUCGUGGAGUAUCUUGAGUAUAUUCUCAAUCCGGAGAGCCUCAUGCAGUACUCAAACCCAUACUGGAGCCAGUACUACGACGGGGAGUUCAUUAUGAACAGUAUCUGCCGGCCAAUGGGGGAGGUCGCCCUUCACGUCCGACAGGACGUCAUCCACUGGCUCUUGGGAAAGACGGCUGCUGGGGUUGUGAACAUAAACGAGACAGAGAAUCCCGAACAACAACAGCCAAGGGUAUCCAAGCGUAUUCCAAAGAAGAAGGUGGAGGGACCGCUGCGUGCGGUGGAAAUCUCUAAAGGAAAACAAGGUGGUCUCCCUCCUGCCGAGGUGCGGGAGAUGCUGCAUACAAUUCCUGAAAAACGGCCUCCACGUAUAGACUGCACAAAACCACCCUGUGUGGUAGUUAAGCGACAAAAUGAUCUUACGGAACCAAUCGGGUUCAGUUUCAUGACGCGGACUCCGAAGAAGGCCCCGAAGGUGGAGGAACAACCAGUCUGCCAGAGUGAGUUUCCUCGAGUCUCACCGGACGAACUCCGACCGAUCUUGUACAAGACUGUGCCUGUACGAAUGACAGCUGGUGCUCUUCGAAGAGAGGCACAGACAUAUUUGAAGCACAUGGAGGAGCAAAAACGAUCGCUCGAGGAUGUGGAGGCUGCGCUACGCAACUCACGCGAAUUUGAGGAGUGGCAGAAGCAAGGAAGGGAAAUGGAGGCACAGCAGCGCGCAGCUCAGUUCUUGAGUCGCAAGGCACAAAUUCAGCUUGCUGGCGAGAACGCCGUUCAAAAGCGAAAAGCCAUUGAAGAAAUGAAGAAGGUGGCAACUGAAGAGAUAAGGGCCGACAUUGCCUCAAAGAUAGAGCUUUGUGGGGCGGAGGAAGAGUCUAGGAUCAUGAAGCAGCGUACCCACGCUUCUAGACUACGCAGGGAGUUGGAAGAGAGCCGGAAAAAGGCUCUGAAACAUGCAGAACGAGAACGCGCGUCUGUGGCAGCUGGCGUGAAGAAAAAGAGUGAACAACUCAAGGAUGAAGCCCUCGAAGAAGAAGAGAGACUGAAGAUGCGGCGGCUUUUGAUAAUUCAAGAGAUUCGUCAGCUUCGAGAGCGGAACCGCCAACAAAAAGAGGAGUUGAUAGAGAAGAACAUUUGUCUACAAAAUGUGACUCCAGAGGACACUACAUACGGUGGGCUAAGUCUUGCCAUGCUGCGGGAAAAACUGUGCCAGGUGAAGGAGGAGAAUGCUAGGUUGGAGGAGGAGCGACGUGCACGGAUUCGUGCUCUGCGCAUGCAGGAACGUGAGAAGUUAGAGGCUCUCUCCGGCCUUUGCUCGGAUGGGCGUCACAAUACACGCCGCGCAAAGGAGGAAGAGCGGCGCAACAAGCAGGAAGAACACGCCAAACUUGAGGCGUUGAGAGAAGAGGCUGAGACAAAACGUGCGGUACAGGUGCGCGAUUCACUGAAGCAGAGGCGGAAGGGGAGACGUGCUGAGCAGAUCGCUCUAAAGGAGGAAGAUAGAAGGCGAAGGAAUGAAAUGCUGCUUCUCGCCAAGGACACCUCCGCCAUGGAAGAGAGCCACUGGCAACAGCAGGAGCUCUGUGUAAUCAACCGACUCACGGUAAACCAGAACGAGGGAGUCCGACGAGGCUUUCGAUGA